This is a messenger RNA of Gongylonema pulchrum, 390 nucleotides long. The record is from the annotation of a GenBank genome assembly. NCBI's taxonomy places the organism in Eukaryota, Metazoa, Nematoda, Chromadorea, Rhabditida, Gongylonematidae.
AUUGACAAUGUGCUUAACGAAGAAGCAGGUGUCGAUACGAUGCUGGACAACAGGCAUUUGGUAAUACGAGGUGAAAAUACAGCAGCCAUAUUGCGCCUAAAAGCAGCUGCUACCCGUGCAAUGCGUGAACACUUCCAUAGCGCAGGCUACACCGAAGUGAUGCCACCAACGUUGGUUCAAACUCAGGUGGAAGGUGGAUCGACCCUAUUUGAGCUAAGCUAUUUUGGCGAGCCAUCAUAUCUGACCCAAUCAUCGCAACUGUAUUUGGAAACUUGUAUUCCUUCGCUGGGCGAUGUUUUUUGCAUUGCUCAGUCUUACAGAAGUUUGCUUUUGGCAUCGCCAUUCGGUGCUGGCUUUACCUUACCAAAGGCAUUUGUGAUUGUUGUAUGA